AACAGCUGCUCAGCCCUCAAGAGCUACAAGACGAAGACACUGGUGGCAUUUGAGACAGCGAUGGAGAAUGUUAGUUGUUAUGUUAGGAGUGUUUGAGAUAAACCCAGAGCACAAGUUCUACCAUCUGACAGCCAUGAUAAAAGAAGGCAUGAACACCUCCAUUCAGACCAGUAUGGACACACCAAUCCAGGAAACACUCACAGCUGAACACUUCAAGGCAGAGGAGACUCAAAGCCAUGAGGGGUUUGAGAUGCAGACGUUUGCACCUCAAGUUUUUGCUAAACUGAGGCGUUCACUGGACAUCACUGAGGAGGAAUAUAGGAACUCCCUCUGCUCGGAUGGUGACUACCUCCAGUUUGUUAGCAACUCCAAGAGCAAGGCAGAUUUCUUUAUCACGAAUGACAAGAGGUUCUUCUUAAAGACCCAGAGCAGACGUGAAGUCAGCUUUCUCCUGUCCAAUCUGCAGGCUUACAUGGACCACUUGGAGAAAUACCCUCAUUCACUGAUGGUGAGGUUUCUAGGUAAGAGUAACAGCGACAAACACAAUUUUGAAAGUACCCAUCCAAAAAAAUAUUUGCAGUGUACCUCACGACUCAGCCCAUCACAGCUGGGAUCUGCUGUAGCCCCCUGUGACCCUCUAAAGGGUAAGCAGUUAUAGAUAAUGAAUGAUUUAAUGAAUGAGUCUGAACAUUAAAUAUCUUGUCAAUUACAUUUCGGUCCACCACCUCAGCACCAGACAGCACCAUGGAUUUAUCAAUACACAGCACAGUUAGAGUACAGAUAUUUCAGUGUCAUGGUCGAGACAAUUGAUUCUAACAUACAUAAACCUCAGUCAGAUAAAAGAUCAGCGAGUCAGAUAGACUAGACCAACAUGUUCACCC
Acanthopagrus latus (yellowfin seabream) is the source of this 881-nucleotide messenger RNA. RefSeq names its product phosphatidylinositol 4-phosphate 5-kinase-like protein 1. NCBI's taxonomy places the organism in Eukaryota, Metazoa, Chordata, Actinopteri, Spariformes, Sparidae. Gene Ontology annotation, molecular function: phosphatidylinositol kinase activity. Gene Ontology annotation, biological process: phosphatidylinositol metabolic process. The transcript has 4 exons. The record is from RefSeq and is a predicted model, not a curated record. Bases 68 to 658 code for a protein of 196 amino acids.